Molecule: messenger RNA, 1916 nt
Organism: Drosophila albomicans
Lineage: Eukaryota; Metazoa; Arthropoda; Insecta; Diptera; Drosophilidae
Exons: 2
Biological process (GO): long-chain fatty acid metabolic process; fatty-acyl-CoA biosynthetic process
Molecular function (GO): long-chain fatty acid-CoA ligase activity
Source: RefSeq, a predicted model, not a curated record
UAGAAUGAACUACACACCAGAAAUCUCCUACAACUCUGACGAGAAGGUUUGGAUUGGGAAAAAGCCACCAGCAUAUUUCUCUCCGGAUUUAUCAGUUGGUCAGGUUAUUUUCCAUGAAAUGAAACGCCAUCCGAAACUCAUAGCACAGAUAUCUGUUACGGAGAAUACAGUGCUGACAAGAGAGGAACUCCUCUUAAACUCGAUGCGUGUAGCCAGUUACCUAAGGAAUUUAGGUCUUGAACAAUCGGAUAUAAUUGGAAUUAUAGCUCGGAAUACUACUCAUUUAUUUGCGGUUGCCUAUGCCUGUUUUUUUAAUGGCAUGGCUUUCCAUUCAGCCAACGUAAACUACGAGCAAGAUAAGAUUAUAAAGCUAUAUGAUAUCACCAAACCAAAGAUCAUCUUUUGCGAUGGCGAUGAAUACGAGAAGGUGAAAGAAGCGACAAAACAUUUGAAUCUGAAGAUUGUGACAAUGAGGAAUCACAAAGACGGUUCUAUUAGCAUUGACGAGGUGCUUGCCACUCCAGUUGAUCCAUUCUUUGAACCAGCACGUCUCGAACAGGGAAUGAAUCAAACUUUGGCUAUUCUUUGCUCCUCAGGGACAACGGGAACACCAAAGGCUGUUACAAUUCCCAAUGAGGAGGCAAUUAAAAAUGUUCUUGAGUAAGUGAAAUGACACCAAUUCGAUGAUUUGGGUUUUAUAAAUUUAUGUUUUUCCUGUAAUUACGUAAACACUUCUGAUGUUUUGUUUACGACAAGCGCUUUGGAUUGGGUAUCUGGAUUCCUUAUAACUUUAACAUCCGGAGUUCAAAGUGCUCUUCGCAUAAUAACUGACAAGCCAUUCAAUGCUUCUCAUGUUUUGCGACUGAUUAAGAAGCAUAAAGUGACGUUGAUAAUGCAGCCUCCUCCACAAAUGGCGCAGAUGGUGAACUGUCCCGAGUUUAAAGAGGAUUACCUGGAUAGUGUACUCUAUUAUUUUUACGGAGGUUCUGGUUGUUCCUUAGAGGUUCAAAAUAGAUUCCGUGGCACACUUUCUCCUAAAUGUAGGCUAAUUUUUGGAUAUGGUUUCACGGAGUUUCGUGCAGGAAUUAUUUCAAACUAUCAUUUUGAUCAAAAGCCCGGCUCCGUAGGUCGCCCAAUUGAUGACGUCAAGUUAAAGAUCAUUAACGAACAGAAUGAACCUCAAGAUCCUAAUGUAGUGGGUGAGCUUUGCAUAUACAGCGAAAGAUAUUGGGCUGGUUAUUACGGAAAUCCUGAGGAAAGUCGAAAAUUUCGAGAUAGUAACUUAUGGUAUCAUACGGGAGAUUUGGGUUACAUUGAUGACGAUGGCUUCUUGUUUAUAGUUGAUCGUAAAAAGGACAUGUUAAAAUAUCAGAAUAUCAUGUAUUAUCCUAAUGAAAUCGAAAAGAUUAUUUCCGAAAUGCCAGAGGUCUCCGAAGUUUGUAUCUUUGGUGUAUUAAAUGACUUAAAUGAUGACGAAGCAGCUGCAGCAGUUGUUAAAAAAGUCGAAGCCCAAUUAGAACCCCAGGACAUGGUUAACUAUGUUGCAAAGCGCAUUCACGCUGAUUACUUACAACUUCAUGGAGGCGUUUUCAUAGUUGAUAAUCUAAAACGUCUUAGCAAUGGUAAAACGGAUCGUCGGGCAACAAAAGCAUAUUGCUUGGGCCAGGUCGAAAAAUUAAUGUCGGAAUCAGCUUCUUAAAUAAACAGGCAGUGUAUGCCAAUUUAUUAUUCCAUAGUCUAAUCGAUUAACUUUUCGACAAGUGGGAUCAAUUGAUUUUCUUUUCAAGUGGAAAUGCAUAUCCUCCUUCUCUUAUGUAUUUUCAUUAGAGACGCUAGGAAAUUAAUUUCAUUUUACAAGCAUAUCCAAUUUUGCUAAAACUUUGUCUUUAGCAUAUAAGAGGUUAUCAUUUAAAAGU